AUGGACUUACAUGGUGAUAGAAUGAGGCAAAAAGCUAUGAAGACAGCAUCUGGACUUUCAGGGAUUGACUCAGUUGCUGUUGAUGUUAAAGACAUGAAAUUGGUCUUGUUGGGUGACAUUGAUCCAGUGAAUGCCGUGACCAAGCUACGAAAGUUGUGUCGCACUGAAAUAGUUUCAGUUGGACCAGCAAAAGAGGAGAAGGAGGAGCCAGCAAUGUUAACUUUUCCUCUAAAAUUCAAUGAAGCCUAUUAUCCUCUUUAUUAUCAGAUGACACCACAGAAUAGUCAAUGUUACUGUUACGAUGAGAAUCCUAAUGGCUGUGUCAUCUGCUAA
Molecule: messenger RNA, 333 nt
Organism: Sphenostylis stenocarpa
Lineage: Eukaryota; Viridiplantae; Streptophyta; Magnoliopsida; Fabales; Fabaceae
Source: the annotation of a GenBank genome assembly